GCGGGGCUCCCGUCUCGCGCCACUUUCGGGAGCCUUUGGCGCGAGCGCCAUGGCCGAGAGCGGCGCUCGGGGCCCGGACGCUAUGAGUGAGUCUGGAAGUUUUGCAGCAUCACAUUCUAGACGUGAGAGGAAGAAUAGAAGAGGCCAGCAAGAAGCACUUGAACGUCUGAAAAAAGCCAAAGCUGGGGAAAAAUUAAAAUAUGAGGUUGAGGAGUUCACGGGUGUUUAUGAUGAAAUAGAUGAGGAUGAAUACUCCAAGAUGGUCAGAGACCGUCAGGAUGAUGACUGGAUUGUUGAUGAUGAUGGGAUAGGUUAUGUAGAAGAUGGAAGGGAAAUCUUUGAUGAAGAUCUGGAUGAUGAUGCUCUUAUUUCCAAUAAGAAAGGAAAAGGUGGCAGAACAUCUACAGUUGAUAAAAAGAAUGUGAAAAAAUCUGUGGUGUCAAAGCCAAACACAAUUAAGUCUAUGUUUAUGGCCAGUGCUGGGAAGAAAAACACAGAUAAAACUGUGGACCUGUCCAAGGAUGAUUUACUGGGGGAUAUUCUUCAAGAUAUUAGUGCUGAAACAGUUCAGCUAAGUCCACCACCAGUUAUAGUGCUGAAAAGGAAAAGAUCUGCUGGAGUACCACUCAAUCCUUUCUCUGUACAGUCCCAAACUCCUAAGGCAAUCACCCCUAUAUCAAAGAAAGCACCUGCUCAUGUCAGAAAGGAAACUCCUCCUCCAGCUUCAUUUCAUCUUAAGCACCCCAAUAAUACAUCAAAAUCUGUCAGAGUCUCUGAAAAUAAGGACACCAAGCAUGUACAAAAACCUAUAGAAAAUGAGAGAAUGGUGAAGGCAGUAGGAGAGAAAGCUACUAAAGCACUUCCAGAUGAUGAUCAGGGAAUGAUGGAUUUUGAUGAGGAGGACUUUGAUGAACCUAUGGAAGCAGAGCAUGUGGAAACUAUACCUGAGACAGCUGAAAGCUUGAAAAGAGACAGUGAAAUUGAGAAGAAAGAGACAGAGCAGCUGGAAUCAGAGAAGAAAGAGACUUCUGCCUUAAGUUGUUCUCUCCCAGGUCUCUCAUGUUGGGACAGAAUUGAUGAGGAUGAAGCUGAUCUAGUAGCAGCAGAAGUUCAACUGGACCCCAAUCUCCUUCCACUGGUGAAUGGGGAAAGUGAUGAUCAAGUCUUCAGAUUUUAUUGGCUGGAUGCUUAUGAAGAUCAGUUCAGUCAGCCAGGUGUGGUAUUUUUGUUUGGCAAAGUUUGGAUUGAAUCUGCAAACACCUAUGUCAGCUGUUGUGUGACAGUGAAAAAUAUUGAGAGAACUGUUUAUCUGCUGCCACGUGAAACAGAAAUCGACCUAUCUUCUGGUAAAGAGACAGAGACUCCAGUAACUAUAAUGAGUGUUUUCAAGGAAUUUAAUGACACCAUUUCACCAAAGUACAAGAUCAUGAAGUUCAAAUCCAAGAAAGUGGAAAAACACUACGCUUUUGAGAUUCCAGAUGUACCAGCAAAAUCUGAAUACCUAGAAGUUAAAUAUUCAGCUGAAUGCCCUCGGCUUCCCCAAGACCUGAAGGGACAAACAUUCUCACAUGUCUUUGGAACCAACACCUCUAGCCUGGAACUUCUCUUGAUGAAUCAGAAGAUCAAAGGACCCUGCUGGCUGGAAAUAAAGAAUCCACAGCCUUCAAAUCAGCCACUCAGCUGGUGUAAAGUGGAGGCUGUGGCCAUGAAGCCUGGCUUGGUGAACGUGGUUAAAGAGCUUUCUCCUCCUCCUCCCCUGGUGGUCAUGUCCUUCAGCAUGAAGACCAUCCAGAACCCAAAGACUCACCAGAAUGAGGUUGUGGCUCUUGCAGCUCUGGUUCAUCAGAAAUUUCCUUUGGAUAAGGCUCCACCUCAGCCUCCUUUUCAAACACACUUCUGUGCUGUUUCCAAACCGAGUGAUUGCAUUUUUCCUUAUGACUUCAAAGAAGCCAUUAAAAAGAAGAAUGCUAAAAUAGAGAUUGCUGCAACAGAGAGAACACUGCUGGGAUUUUUCCUUGCGAAGAUUCACAAAAUUGACCCAGAUGUUGUUGUGGGUCAUAAUAUUUAUGGAUUUGAUCUGGAAGUGCUGCUUCAAAGAAUUAAUUUGUGCAAAGUCCCUCACUGGUCCAAGAUAGGUCGACUGAGGAGGUCUAAUAUGCCAAAGCUUGGGGGCCGAGGAGGGUUUGCUGAAAGGAAUGCUGCCUGUGGUCGCAUGAUUUGUGAUGUGGAAAUUUCUGCUAAAGAACUAAUUCGCUGCAAAAGUUACCAUUUGUCUGAGCUGGUCCAUCAGAUUUUGAAAACAGAGAAGGUAACAAUUCUACCAGAGGAAAUUCCAAAUAUGUACAGUGAUUCUCCUCGCUUACUGUUCAUGCUGGAAAACACCUGGACAGAUGCCAAGUUCAUUCUCCAGAUCAUGUGUGAGCUGAAUGUUCUGCCACUGGCUCUUCAGAUAACAAACAUCUCUGGGAAUGUCAUGUCCAGGACGAUGAUGGGUGGACGAUCUGAACGUAACGAGUUCCUGCUGCUUCACGCCUUUCACGAGAAGGAUUACAUUGUGCCAGACAAACAGGUUUUCAAAAAGCCUCCACAGAAGCUGGUGGAUGAAGAUGAAGAGUUUGAAGAUCAGAAUAAAUCAAAGAUAGGGAAAAAGAAAGCAGCAUAUGCUGGGGGCUUAGUCUUGGAACCCAAAGUCGGUUUUUAUGACAAGUUUAUUUUGCUUCUCGACUUCAACAGCUUGUACCCAUCAAUUAUUCAGGAGUUCAACAUCUGCUUCACCACUGUGCAGAGACUGUCAUCAGAAGCACAGAAAAGGGCAGAGGUUGAAGAAGAAGAAGAAAUUCCAGAGCUUCCAGACCCGUCUCUGGAAAUGGGAAUUUUGCCUAAAGAAAUCAGGAAACUGGUGGAGAGAAGACGCCAAGUUAAGCAGUUAAUGAAACAGCCAGAUUUAAAUCCUGACCUCUAUUUACAGUAUGAUAUCAGACAGAAAGCUUUGAAACUCACUGCUAACAGCAUGUAUGGCUGCCUGGGAUUUUCCUACAGCAGAUUCUAUGCCAAGCCUUUGGCUGCUUUGGUGACACAUAAAGGGAGAGAGAUUUUGAUGCAUACCAAGGAGAUGGUGCAGAAGAUGAACCUUGAAGUGAUUUAUGGAGACACAGAUUCCAUUAUGAUAAACACUAAUAGCACCAGUUUGGAUGAGGUCUUCAAGCUGGGGAAUAAGAUCAAAAAUGAAGUGAACAAGCUGUACAAAUUGUUGGAAAUUGAUAUUGAUGGAAUUUUUAAGUCCUUGCUAUUGUUAAAGAAGAAGAAAUAUGCUGCUCUGAGUGUGGAACCAACAGGAGAUGGGAAAUAUGUAACUAAACAAGAGCUGAAAGGGCUGGAUAUAGUCCGGAGAGAUUGGUGUGAUCUUGCUAAACAGACUGGCAACUAUGUAAUUGGUCAGAUUCUUUCUGAUCAGCCCCGAGACAUAAUUGUGGAAAAUAUUCAAAGGCGACUUAUAGAAAUUGGAGAAAAUGUGGUCAGUGGUCAGAUCCCUGCAAAUCAGUUUGAAAUAAACAAGGCAUUGACAAAAGAUCCCCAGGAUUAUCCUGACAAAAAAGCCUUGCCACAUGUGCAUGUGGCCAUGUGGAUAAACUCUCAUGGAGGCCGAAAGGUGAAGGCAGGAGACACAGUGUCAUAUAUCAUUUGUCAGGAUGGAUCAGAUCUCAGUGCCAGCCAGCGAGCAUAUGCUCCAGAACAGUUAAAAAAGCAAGAAAAUCUUAAAAUUGAUUAUCAGUACUACCUGUCACAGCAAAUACAUCCAGUAGUUGCUAGAAUAUGUAUGCCCAUAGAAGGAAUUGACUCUGUUCUUAUUGCAACAUGGUUAGGACUGGAUCCCUCCCAAUUCAGAGUCCAUCACUAUUACCAUAAAGAUGAGAAUGAUGCCUUGGUUGGUGGCCCAGCUCAGCUCACUGAUGAGGAGAAAUAUAGGGAUUGUGAAAGAUUCAAGUUUUGCUGCCUCAAAUGCGGAACAGAAAAUAUUUAUGACAAUGUCUUUGAUGGUUCGGGGCGGUUUAUUGAACCCAGCUUGCAGAGGUGCAGCAAGACAGAAUGUGAGGAGCCUCCUUUCAACUAUGUGGUUCAAAUGAACAACAAGUUACUGCUGGAUAUUAGACGCCACAUCAUAAAAUACUACAGUGGUUGGUUAAUAUGCGAGGAGCCAACUUGCCAGAAUCGAACGCGUCGGCUCCCGCUGAGUUUCUCCCGGAGCGGCCCCGUGUGCCAGGCCUGCAGGAAGGCUGUUCUGAGACCAGAGUAUUCUGACAAGGCCCUGUACACUCAGCUCUGCUUCUACCGAUACAUUUUUGAUGUGGACUAUGCGAUGGAUAAAGUGGUUACUGAGGAAGAGAGAGAGUAUUUGAAGAAGAAGCAACUCAGGAGGGAAGUCUCUGAGGCCUACAAAAGACUGAAGAGCACCGUAGACAAAUGCCUGGCCAUGAGUGGCUACUCAGAAGUGAACCUUGGCAAACUCUUCACCGUCAGUAUAGGAAGAAGAUCUGUGGGAGAGCCCAGGAAUGAACGACAGUGACUGAUUAAAAAUGGAGGGAGGCCAGUCCCUUGUUUAUCAGUAAUGAUCUCUUCAGCAAUACUCUAUUUCAGUAUGUACAAUGAUGUUUUAAUAAUCUUGUCUCUUUGGAGGAGGAGAAAUGGGAGAUGAAAACAGGAUGUAUGAUUCUUGUGGAUAUGAAGUAUUCAAGGUGUUUUUAUCUUCCUUUUUUUCCUCAUUGAGAAACCAGGGUUAUUAAAAUAUGGAGUAGUUGAUUUUUGCAAUAUUUUUUGUUGUGUAUUUAGACCUAUGAGGGAAAAGGGGGUGGGGGAAUUGCUGCUUUAAUUGGAUAAUUCCCAGUGAGAGUUGCUGGAAUGUAAGUGAUCCUAGACUUUGCUCCAGGGUAUUUACUAGAGGUGCUCUCAGGAAGAGAGGUUAGUAGAGGUCUCAGUAGGAGCACUAAUGUUUUGCCUUUUCACGGUUUAUCUUCUUCCUGAUCAUAAACAUACCAAUUAAAAACAAUACUAAACCUAAAUGCAUUUAAAUGUCCUAUUACCUUCUGAACAGAGGUAGGGAUGCUUUACUUUGAAAUUCAUUAAAGAACGACUGAAACCUGGAGAUGCUAAAAAUAGGGACCAUCUUUUUAUUAGGAGUCUUUCCAAGCAUCUUUAAGCAUAGCAUUUUGCCACAUUGAAAAUUUCUGUGUGGAUGUAAAGACAUGCACAUGAACAAAACCCAUUUCACUCAUGCAGAGGAUAUAAAUGUGUUUCAUUUCAAAGUAUUUGAAAGUAAGCAAUCGAUAGAGAAAAAUAUUUUUGGGAUGUCAUUGUAACCAGUAAAAGGGGAAUGGAAAGCAGCAAAUCAUAGUUACUGUUCUGUAAUAAUUAUUGUGUUGGAGAUUUUAUAGUUUUUACAAACAAAUUGUAUUUUCAUUUACUUCUAAUAAAACGACAAGCAGAUAUGACAAGAUAAUAAAUUUGGGUACAUGCUUUUGUACACAAAAUAUUGUACUCUGUUCACUGUUUAGUUUGCAAUGUGAUAUAUUAAUGUAAGGUUAUAAAAAUUGCCUUAAAACCUUAAACAGUGUAAAAUGUAAAGUUUUUUUCAUACUUGAAGGAAAAAAAAUAAAGUUUUCUAGUAAAAGAGAA
Melospiza melodia melodia is the source of this 5670-nucleotide messenger RNA. RefSeq names its product DNA polymerase alpha 1, catalytic subunit (gene POLA1). Gene Ontology annotation, molecular function: single-stranded DNA binding; nucleotide binding; chromatin binding. Lineage: Eukaryota; Metazoa; Chordata; Aves; Passeriformes; Passerellidae. Gene Ontology annotation, biological process: leading strand elongation; DNA replication; mitotic DNA replication initiation. Gene Ontology annotation, cellular component: alpha DNA polymerase:primase complex. The record is from RefSeq and is a predicted model, not a curated record.